This is a messenger RNA of Closterium sp. Naga37s-1, 2514 nucleotides long. The record is from the annotation of a GenBank genome assembly. NCBI's taxonomy places the organism in Eukaryota, Viridiplantae, Streptophyta, Zygnematophyceae, Desmidiales, Closteriaceae.
AUGUGGCUGGGAGAGCUGCAGUUGAAGCGGAGGAAGUUCACCACUGUACCUCCUCCCUAUUCUUCCCCACUUACCUUCUCCUCCUCCACACUCUCCCCCCCGUCUUCCCAGCCCCUCUCUUCCCCCCCCCUUCCCUCUUCCUUCUCCCAAAACGUCCCCCACUCCUCCUGCAACCCCCCUCCCACGCACCUCCCCGUCUGGGCCUGGGAAGCCGCUUCUGGUGAAGUUCUGCCGGUAGCCCCUCUCGUACACGAAGGAAAACACAGGACUCCUGGUGGCGGUGGUGGUGGGGGAGCGGGGGGGAAGGAGGAGGAGGAGGAGGAGGAGGAGGAGGAGGAGGAGGAGGAGGAGGAGGAGGAGGAGGAGGAGGAGGAGGAGGAAGAGGAGGAGGAGGAGGAGGAGGAGGAGGAGGAGGAGGAGGAGGAGGAGGAGGAGGAGCGGGAAAAGGGGGAUUCACAUAGUGAGGGGAUUCAGGUGAAUGAGGAGACUACCAACACCGACGGUGAACGACCCGAUGUAGCGACAGCAUGCGACAGCGCCACUCACAUGUUGAAGGUCCGAGAAGAGCGGGACCCGGAGAUGGAGAGCGGUUGGAAGCACACUGGGCAGCCCAGCAACGGCCGCUGCUCGCCUGUCGCGUCAUCCGUGCUCUCCGCUGCCGUCGUGGUGGCUGUUGAAGGGGCCGCCGAUGCUCUCGCUGCUGCUGCUGCUGCUGCUGCUGCCACUUCUCCGCGUUUUUUCGCAGCCGGUUUCCCGCUGCCGCUACUACUGGCGCUUGUCGCAGCUCUGACGGGUAUUAGCGUGCAGCGCCGUCUAGACGAGCGGCUAGCGGCGGAGCUGCCGUCUGGUAGCCGGCGCGGGAAGUCGAAAAGCGGGACGAGAGACGCGGAAGAUGCGGGGAGAAAGGUGGAGCGGAGCGAGAGGCCGCCGGCGGUGCUCGACGAGGGGAUUGUCAUUGCUGGGCACGCCAUGGGCCAAGCGGCGGGCGCGGCGCUUGACAAGCGUCGGCUGCAGCAGCAUGCCGACACGCACCGCCUGCUGCUGCUCGCAUGGCUGCGAGAGCAGGGAGGAUCAGCGUCGGAAGCAGCAGCAGCGAGGUUCGCCCAGGAGGUAGCGGCGUUGCCUCUGGAGGAGAGCAGGCGUGAGCUUGCAGGGAUGAUGCGCGCUCAGAUGCGACAAACGCUGCAGGCCAUGCAGGCUGUCUUUGAGCCCGCCUCUGCGUCUGGCAGCAGCAGUGGUAGCGACAGCGGGACGAGCCAGGAGUCAGGCCAAGAGCCGUUUGUCAGUGAGCUCAGCUUUGCACUGGGGCAGCCUCUGGAAGGCAGGAAACGGCCCAGCAACACAGCUCAUCCGUCACACCUCUCCCCUUCAGAAGCCUCUUCUGCGUUUCACCGCUCCACUGGUUUCUCCCUCUCCCUCCGUCCCUCCUCCGUUCCUCACCCCACCUCUGGCCUCGGCCUUUUCCUCCACGGGUCCGCCUCUCCUGGCACUAUCGUUGCGCAAUAUCCAGGGGUGAUUUACCCUCGCGAUAUGCACCGGUACCUGCCAGGUUUCCCUCUGGUGGACAGCAAUAACCCGUAUCUUCUCGCACGGUUCGAUGGGGUGAUUGUAGAUGCGAGGCCGUGGGGGGUUGGAGGGGCAGGCAGGGAGGUGUGGAGCGGGAUAGAGGAGGAGAAUCUUGCGUGGUUGAGGGAGAGGGAGCGGUGGGAGAGAGAGGAGGGUUCGCAGAGGGUUGAUGACCAGUGGUUGAAGGGAAGGGGAGCGAGGGAGGAGGAGUUGGCAGUGGCAGAGGCAGAGGCAGUGAGUGGUUCGUCCACAAGUCCCGGUACAAGCAGUUCAAGUAGCAGUGUUGGCGGUGAUGGCGACGACGCCAGCAGCGGCAGCAGCGACAGUAGUGGCAGCAGCAGCAGCAGCAGCAGCAGCAGCAGCAGCAGCAGCAGCAGCAGCAGCAGCACUAGCAUGUUCUCAUUCAAUCGAGCACUUGAAGCGGCACUGGCCCGUGUGCUGGUGGGAGGCGACAGCUGGCGCAACAACCCGGCUCUUCUCACUGCAGCUAUCGCUGCCACUCAAGUGGAGAUCGAGAGGAGGAACCCCCUUGCUCUGGCUCACUUUGCAAAUCACCCGGGUGGAUCUGGGCAAUCACCCAACGUGGCGAUUUGCCCUCUGGACAUUUACUUCGAGGAUACAGAAUGGAACAAUCUCCGGCCCUACAUGCCUAAUGCUGUUUUCCGCCUUAAAGAAAAGAGAAUGGAGAGAACGAGGGGUGGGCGGAGGUCUGCAGGCAGGAGGGGGUCAGAACAUGACUUAAAUGAGUCGAGUAUGCAGAUGGAUGGUGAUGAUGAAGACGAGGAGGGGAUGAACGAGGGAUUGCUGAGGACGGUGGUGCUGGUGGCAACAGAUGUGAUCAAGGAUGGGGAGGAGGUGUUUCUGGACUAUAGAUUGAAUCCCAAUGCCAACCGCCCAGAUUGGUAUGUUCCAGUGGAUGCUAAGGCAGAGGAGAGGCGCUGGUCAUAG